GGGCGCUGCGCAGCCCGGGCCGGGGGCCGGGGGCCGGGGGGAGCGGGCGCCCCCGGCCGCCUCCCCGGGGACGCGGGGCCCGGAGCGCUCGCGCUGGGCUCGGUUCCUUAUCCGGGGACCGCGGGGCACGCGCCAUUGGCCCGCGCUGUCACAUGGACUCCAACUUUGUUCACUUGACAAAAUUAAUGGCCAUGAGCUCGUUUUUGAUCAACUCCAACUAUGUGGACCCCAAGUUCCCACCCUGUGAAGAGUAUUCCCACAGCGAUUACCUUCCCAAUCACUCGCCGGGAUAUUACGGCAGCCAGAGGCGAGAGGGCACUUUCCAACAUGAAGCGAUGUACCAGCCGCGGUCAGCCUGCAAGGAGCAGCUCUACCCGUCCUGCCAGAGCUCCGGCCACCCAGCAGCGGUGUUAUCCCCCCGGGGUCAUGUCCAUCCUCCGGCCGGACUGCAGAGCCACCUCUCUGAGCCAAACCAUCCCUGCGAGCCGGUCACCCCCAGCCCACCACCCUCCUGCAGCCAAAACUCUCUGAACCAAAGCCCUUCCAAUUCCUCUUGCAAAGAGCCGGUAGUUUACCCCUGGAUGAAAAAAGUCCAUGUAAGCACGGUAAACCCCAAUUACUCAGGAGGGGAACCGAAACGCUCCCGCACAGCCUACACCAGGCAGCAAGUCCUGGAGCUGGAGAAGGAAUUUCACUAUAACCGCUAUCUCACCCGGCGGCGCAGGGUCGAGAUCGCCCACUCCCUCUGCCUCUCCGAGCGCCAGAUCAAAAUCUGGUUCCAGAACAGGAGGAUGAAAUGGAAAAAAGAUCACAAGUUACCAAAUACCAAGAUCAGGUCUAAUUCUUCCAGCUCCUCUGCCAGCCUGCAGAUCCCACAAGGAGGAUCUCAAAACCGAUCCCAUGGACCAGCCACCAGCCUAUAACUAUUCCUUGGAUGGAUGAAGUGUGCGUGUUUGUGGGUGUGAGUUUGUGUGUGUGUAGGGAACACAUGAUAAUUUUUUUUUUAAAUGCUCCGAGAAGCGAGGGAAGGAGGGGUGCUCUUUAUUUAUAGGGGGAACAGAGGGAGACUCAGCUGCAACAAAGCAGAGCUGUGCUGUUGUGCCUCUCUUCCAUUAAAAGAAGGCUGUAGAUAGUAGUUUUCAGAUUUGGCUAAGAUGGAUCCUUGUUUCAUCUUUAAUCACGCCAAGCUCUGCCCCAUUUGUCAUGUUUACUCUCCCGUACAAAGGAUGGACCUUAUGUCUGCUAUUACCUCGACAACCAGCGCUCACUUUAAUAAAUGAGGCUCAGUUUCUUCAAGACGAACUGGAUUUUCUCCCCACCACCCCCACCACCCCCUUUUUCUCUUCUUCCUCUUUUUCUUUUCUCGCCUGCCAGCCACAAAUGGAAAGUUUCUAUCCCCCCAUCCCAAAGAUGCGGCGGUUCUAGCACAGCCCUGUGAUGGAGAGGAAAAAAAACAAAACAAAAACCACCAAGAAACACAACCAAAAUCCCCGCCGGACACAGACCGUGGGGAGCGGGGGGGCUCUCGGACACUGCGUUGGUCGUGCGUGGGAGUGGGAGGUGGGGGCCACCCUGGGGGGGGGGGGGGAAGGAAAAUUAGGUCAAGUGGGUGGUGGACAAAGAAAGCAAGAGGAUGGAGAGGGAUGUAGGACACCCCCCCUUGCCUUUUUUUUCUUUUUUUUUUUUUUUUUUGAGUCCAGCAGGUUAAUUGUGAGUCUGGGAAAGGGGGUGUGGGAGGGGAGAGGGGAAAGCAAGGGGUUUAGGUUAGAAACUGUGGCACCUGGAUUCACCCCCCCGGCCUAGGGUGAGGGGCAGGGGACGGGGGGAGCUCCUCUCCCGCUGUCUAGCCCAGAUUUGUACUGGAAAUACGACUUAAGGACGGCGGGGUGAGGGCUCGUCCCUGUCGGGGUGCGCAGGGGUUUGGCGAGGCCCGCUCCGACACCCCGCCCGGCCGCCGCCCCCUCCCUUUGUCCUCCGUGAUGUCCAGGAUUACCUGUAAAUAGCAGAGAAAAGGAACAACAACAACAAAAAAACGCAAUUGAAAAUAAAAAUUUUCAUUGUGAAUCUGA
This is a messenger RNA of Falco peregrinus (peregrine falcon), 2069 nucleotides long. It is a transcript of the gene HOXB4, whose product is annotated as homeobox B4. Gene Ontology annotation, cellular component: nucleus. The record is from RefSeq and is a predicted model, not a curated record. The transcript is spliced from 3 exons. Lineage: Eukaryota; Metazoa; Chordata; Aves; Falconiformes; Falconidae. The coding region runs from base 153 to 923 and encodes 256 amino acids. Gene Ontology annotation, molecular function: RNA polymerase II cis-regulatory region sequence-specific DNA binding; DNA-binding transcription factor activity, RNA polymerase II-specific. Gene Ontology annotation, biological process: anterior/posterior pattern specification; embryonic skeletal system morphogenesis; regulation of transcription by RNA polymerase II.